Homarus americanus (American lobster) is the source of this 6916-nucleotide messenger RNA. RefSeq names its product WASH complex subunit 2-like. The record is from RefSeq and is a predicted model, not a curated record. The transcript is spliced from 14 exons. NCBI's taxonomy places the organism in Eukaryota, Metazoa, Arthropoda, Malacostraca, Decapoda, Nephropidae. The coding region runs from base 72 to 4916 and encodes 1614 amino acids.
GGACAACAAUCAGCUGAUCAGACAUCGACGACGCAACUUAUUCACGUUUUUCAGAAUUUUCCGCCCCUGUGAUGGGCUCUACGGAAGAGGAUGGAAGGAGUGGUGAGCGAUGGUGGGAAAGUACCAAACUUUCUCCAUCUGACCUCCGCCAGCGUUCAGAGUCGUGGAGUCUGGCCGCUGAUGCUGCCACUGCGACACUUCUACAGAGCAUAUCACAAAGGUUAGUGUCACGUACUCAUGAAGUGGAAGGUGCCUUGGAGAAGGUGCUGGAGGAGACGGAUCGAGUGAUGACAGUCAUAUCCAACACCAACAAUGCCUUCCACAUGUUGGCCAACACACAGUUCAUUGAGAAUAGAACCUAUCAAGAUGAUGCUGAUGUAGUGAGAGAGAAGACUCAACCUAAGGAGAAGCCAGCAGCAGGUGAGGAGGAUGUGCUAACAAGAUGUAAAAACGCCAUUAUUGAUGGUCUCAGCCUUGUCAGCCGGAGCUAUGAGCGCCAUGAGAUGCAAGAUUCUGAUUCAGAGGAUGAAGACAGUCCUGGCAGCCCUGUCCCGGUAUAUGCUCUCAUCGACCCUUAUGAAGGCAAGCCAUUGCCCCUUAUCAUUGGCUCUGGAGGAUUCAUGGCAGAUGAUAAAGUUGGCCUGCAAGAAACCUCAUCUAGUGAAGACAACUCCAAAAUGACUCUUAGUCCAGCCGAGACAGACACCGAAGAUGAGCUGGAUGUAGACGAUUUAACAGGUCGAAGACUGCAGAAAGACCAGCCCAUUCCAGCCAGUAGUUCAAAAGCUGUGGAUGAUGACAGUGAUUCUGAUUGGUCAGAUGAGGAUUUUCCUCAUCCGGUAAAUAAUGUUACGGGAGUGGAUAAGCCAAAGUCUCCACAGUCAACCAAUGAUGAGGGAGAAGAUGAGGAUGAUGCAGAUUUCUUUGGUCCCUCAAAAACAACACAGAGCAUCACUAAAAAUGGGCCAAAUGUUUCAUCUCAAAUCAGCAAGAAGCUCAAUAUCAAUGCAGCCACAGCACACAUCAGCUCAAGAGGGAGAGGCUUGGACUCUGACAGUGACGAUGAUGGGGAUUUAUUUGGCACGCGAAGGGAGUCUUCCAUUCCUUCAGCUGGAUUAUUUGGUAACACUCAACCCCCUUCUGCAUCUAGAGGAGGCAACAGUAAUGAUCUUUUUGGUGAACAGAAUACUCACACUCCUUCAGAACCUUCAGUUGGAGUAGAAAAUGUUCGAGCAAUGCCUAACCCCACCAGAGCUGGGCCCCAUGCUGUCAGUCGCCCUCAGAAGAGUGGCAGCAAUCUGUUUGCCAGUGAUACUGAUGAUGAUGAGGGGGAUCUGUUCUCCAGCAAGACUUCCUCUACCACUAAAACUAGAAGUCAGAGUGGCAAAGCAAAGAACCAGCCUGACCAGCCAAGUACACCCUCAACCAACCUCUUCUCUAGUGAUGAAGAUGGGGGGCUCUUCUCCCCAGCAACACCUCACACCCAGGGCACAAGUAACAACAAAGAGGAUUAUGAACAAAAGGAUGAGCCACCACCAAUACCAAGUGGAAGAAAGGUUCCAGUUGGUGGCAUUAACAUUUUUGGUUCUGCUGUCACUUCUGCAAUCCGUCGACAGCAGUCAGACUCGGAACCAUCAGAUGAUGAAAGGUCCAUUCGGGGCGGUAGCAGAAGUUCAUCAGCAUCUCUCACAAAACCAGAACCUCAGCCUUCUCAAGGACCUUCCCUGAAAGCAGCAAACAGUGGAAAGAACUUGGAUGGUGGCGGCUUGUUUGAUGAAGAUGAUGAAGAUUUGUUUGGCAGUAUAAGUAAAAAACCUGAAGCAACUUCUUUCAAAACAGUGAGUGACCAGACAAAGCCCCUCUCAUCCACCUCUGUUGAUAAAAUGAAAGACCCAGAUGAAAGAAAGAAUUUGUUUAAAAAUAUAACUUCUGGUAACUCCCAAGGACAACAGACCGCAAUAAAUUCCUCCGGAGGUUUGUUCUCAGAUGAUGACGACGAUUUAUUUGGUGCACCUUUUAAAGCGGAGAAAAAAUACAGUACGUUACCCACUACACCUGCAGUCAAGAGUUCGUCCUCAACUGAAAAUGCUGCUGAGAGUGGAGUUAUUAGUUCUGGCCCUGCUAAGAAACCCAACCCAUCCCAAGAUGUCCAGAAAACGUCGCCUCCAGUAAAAGUUCACGAGGUUCCCAAAGUUCCAAGCACUUCUUUGUUCAGUUCUCCCAGUGAUGAUGAUGAAGACCUGUUCUUCCCAUCCAGCUCCUCUAUGACAGUUAAGUCAUCUGCAUUUGUGACAGAGCCGCCACCUCUCCCACCAGCUGGCACUGUCAGUUCCAUUAGUGAGAACUCAGAGUCAUCUAUGAAUCAUGAUGACCACCAUUCAUCCACCACUUCAAUGCCCCAAGUAAUUAAGACUCAAGAGUCACCUAAAACCAUUUCAAUUUCUAGUAAUGACAAGUCCAUUAACAUGGCAGCAAACCAGAGAGAACAAGGACCACUUUCCAACAGCUUGUUUAGUUCAUCAGAUGAUGAUGAUCUGUUUUCAAGUGUGUUAAAGACCACUCAUGAAGAUGCCACUUUAACUCAGAAACACAAAGAUAGAACAGAGUCUUUCAAAACUAAAGAGGAUCCACCAAUUAGAUCAGAGAGCAUUAUAUCAAACACAACUGAUAACACAAGUUCUCAAAAAUCAAAACCAAAUUUGGAUAUAUUUGGGUCGCCAGAUGAUAUCUUUGUUCCAAAGUCAAAACUGAAAGAUAACCUUCCCACAGAAGGGACCAAACCAUCACAAUCUUUCAAAACUCAGACACGAGCUGAGAAAUCAGAUCUCUUUGCUGCCAUAGACAGCGAGGAUGAUAUAUUUUCAAGUGUUUCAAACUCUUCAUCAAGCGGAAAACCAGCUCCUAAGAGUGAUAAAGAUGGUUCAAGUCUUUUUGGAUCAUUUGAUGAUGACAUUUUUGCAGAUGCUCAAAAGGGAUCAAAAUCAGGUGAUGCAUCAGAACCAAAGCCACAUGUAAACAUGAAGGGUAAAAAGGAUAUAUUUGAUAGUUCAGCACAACCUCAACACCAAAAAGAAUCACCUUCUUUAACAGUUGUAACUGCAGCAGGUCAGACAGACACUGUAAUCACAUCAUCUGUAAGUGAUAGGGAUAACCCUCCAACACUGCCUGCUGAGACUGAAGGCUCCACUACCCCACUGGCUUCUGAAAGAGAAUCAUUUCCAUCAGAGAAUUUAACAAAAGUUGUUCAUAAACCACCAGUAGGGGGAGUUGCUCUCUUUGGGGGAGAUGAAUUAUCUGCUAGAAUAAAUAAGCAAAAAUCUUUGUUGGGUGAAAGAGAAGUGAAGGAUGAGAAAGUAAAAGAAGAGGGCAGUAAACCAGUGUCUGAGAAAACAGUAGUAAAGGAAGAGAAAGGUGACAGAUUUAAUAAAAUUGGUAGUAUAUUUGAUGGCGAGGUUGAUGACAGUGACUUAUUUGGUGUCACUCAAGUUAAACCUGAGAAAAAUCUUUUUAGUGGAUUGGGGCGAGAGAGUCCGCCUCCUCUUCCAACAACAACAGUAGAGCCUUCACCUCACUCUAAUGAAAAACUGGAAUCAUCUUUACCUCCUCUAAAAGAACCCCAGUUGGAAAAUGUGAAGCUGUCAGAAGGUGAAUCAAUCAUAAAUGCAAAUGAUAAAAACAGAGAUGUAGAUGAGCCAGGCAAGGGAGGUACAGAAGUAAAAUCUGAGAAGACUGAGCAAAUUGUCGCUGUAGAGAAAGAAAUUCUAGAAAUAAAACCAAAGAAGAAGCCACCCAGAGGAGGAGUGUCAAUGUUUGGUGGAGGAGGUAUUGGGGGUAAGGAACUGCUUGCUAAGGUACAACAAAGAAAGAGUAUACUGGAACCUGACAGUGAAAGUGAGAGUGAUGAUGAUGAUGGUCCUGUCACCAUUUCACCGGGAACUUCACCACACAAGGAAGAAAUUACUACCGUAUCAUCAGUCAAGCUUCUUACCCCAAUAAGUCCAAUUUCACCGAUGUCUCCCCUGUCACCAGUCUUUGCCUCUGAAGUAGUCUGGCCUAAAUCUGGAGGUCAGGAGAGUAGUGUGAGUUUUGAUGAACCAGCCCCAAGCACAACACUACAGAGUCUGAAUAAGAGCCGAAACAGAGGAAGCCUGAAGCGACGACCCCCGAGUAGAUCCCAUAGAAGGAGUAGAUUAGAAGAAAAUUCUCCAGGUGCACCAAACAUUUCAACAAGUAAAGAGUAUACAGCACCAGCAGACACAGUUACUUCCUCUGUACCAGAAUAUACUUCUCAAGACAGACAAAGAACCUGUCAAGAGAAAGAAUUGAGUGUUAAUGAUUCAUCUGUCUCGCCUGAUAAACAAAGACAGCUGGACUCUAUAUUUUGUGAUGACAGUACUCAGAGCGAUAUAAUUAGCAAUUAUGUAAAUACAGAAGUAAAAAACACAGUAGAAAAUAAAGAACAGUCAACUGAUAUUGUUAGUAAAAAAGAGAAGAGAAAUACUGCCUUAAAAAAGAAACAAAAGGAUGAGAGUAAUGAUGAUGAUUUGUUUGGAAGAUCAAAAAGUGCCUUAAAUGAAGCCAAAGUAAAGAGUAUUAGCAAAGGAACAAAUAAUUCUCUGUUUGGGGUAAGUGACAGUGAUGAUGAGGACUUGUUUGGGGAGGCAAAACUGAGAACAAGUUCAGUAAAGGCCUCAGAAAGUUCUUCUAAGCACAACAGUUCUACAAAGACAUUGGUCAAAUCUCAUCCCGCUCAGUCCCUCUUUGGCAACGAUGAUGAUGACAUCUUCGGCUCAUCAAGCAAAGCGGAGAAAGUUUCAGCAAGUGUGCCGAGAAAAGGAUCCACAUCAAAACCAAAAAGUAAUUUAAAACCUUCAAGUGAGCCAUUUGAGGACCCUCUUCUGAGUAACUUGAAAUAAUACGAAAAAUAAAUGUGAUUAUAACAAUUAUGAAAUAGUCAUAGAACAAUUUUGUGCAAAUAAUACUGAAGGAGGAGAUUAAAUUUUUUUCCCUUCCUUUUACUAGAUUCCAUUGAAAAUAAUGUCUGGGUCUCUUUGAUAGACUAAGAAAUUCAGUUGUUUUCACCACCAUUAUUAAGAAGGUACUGUACUAUAUCCAGAUCUGAACAGUUUAAAAUCAUGAUUAUCCAGGACCCAUUGGUCUGAACUCCUAAUUUUCCAGGGACCAUUGGUCUAAACUCAUAAUUUUCCAGGGCCCAUUGGUCUAAACUCAUAAUUUUCCAGGGACCAUUGGUCUAAACUCAUAAUUUUCCAGGGCCCAUUGGUCUAAACUCAUAAUUUUCCAGGGCCCAUUGGUCUAAACUCAUAAUUAUCCUGGACCUAAUCAUCUAUAAUCAGGAGUUUCCAGGACACAUAAUGACAGAGAACUUUGAUUAUGUCAGAAUCAUUUACUGAUAUGUAGGGUCCUGGUUUUUUAGGUCUCAAUAUUGCAGUGUUUUAAUUAUCAAGGCUCCUGUGAUAUAAGAGUCUCAAGGAUCCCAGAGAUGAUAUGGCCUAUAUCAUAGUCUUGGAUCACCUAAAGAAUCUGCACCCAACUUAUAUCACUGGAAGAUUUACCACCCUAAUACUAAACUAACCUUACCUUAAAUCCCCAAAUAGUUGAAAUAAAUUGAGGUGGAGACUCUUCAGGUGACCCACAGUCUCUGGUGUCGUGGCAUUAACAAAGGUAAGCAUUGUCCAUGGAUAUUGCCUGUAUCCAAGAUCCUUCGCAUGGAGAAGUAAUAUAACGGACCAAAUUCACCAUGUUACAUGUUUAUAACUUAUGUAUGACUAAUAAUAGUUAUGAAAUCUUCCACACUGUCAAACAAAGACAGUGAAUGAUUGUGGAGAUAUUAAUGUGCAAGAUAUUGUUUGUGACAUGGAAUUCUUGGUGGUUAGGGCUUAAUUUAAUUUCAGAAUAUGCAUUGUAUAUUUUUCCCUAUUGGUGAAACUGGUAGGGAAUUCCUGACUGAGAUUGGUUAAGAUUUUCUCUAAGACCUUAUUCUGGUAAGAUUUCCCUAGCUAAGACCAUUUUCUCUGGCCUGUUUCUCUUAACCUUUUUCCCUCUUAAGGCCAUCUUUCAGCAAUGAAUAAUGUCUAGUACUGUAUGUGGUGUUACACUGACCCCAGGUAGUGAAAGGUAUUUUCAGUAAAAACAAAUUGGGACCAUUCAUUUGGGAAGGUACAGAGAUGGAUCCUUAAAAUAGGAGCUUAGGAAAUGGGAGAUUCCCCAAAACCAGACAUUUUCUUCCCUGUUUUAAGUUAAAAUUUUCUUCCCUUGUCAUGUCCAGUUUUGCUUCAAGACACCCUCACACUCAAUUGAAUGUUUGUUUUACUUCUCAAAUAACAAAAUAAAUAAGACAUACAUACUUUAAAUAACAAAAUAUUGAUUAAAUGUAGUCUUUUUAUGAACGAGAGUUGCCUAAUUAGGCUUAUAUCACAUCUAUCUUGGGUUUGUGUAUAUCUGAUUCCCAGAAGCUUCUAUGUGGAGAAUUGUCUUGGUAGAUAUAACUUUGUAUCAUGAAUAUGUUGGUUGAGGUCAAUAAGUACCUGUACCAUAUAUAGGCUGAGAGGUCAAUACACCUACAUAUAAUUUUCCCAACAUUAUCUACCCAGCUCUUGGUCCUCUUCAACUUAGAAAUUUUUACAACUGACACACACAAUGCGUUUAGUGUAGUAUAAAUGUGGGUAUUUUAUCCCAUCUAUUGCGACAAAGUGCAUAGAUUUAGAAGUAGCUCAUGCCCUGACCACCAGGAAUCUCGGUUUCAGUCCAAAGGUUUUCACAGUAAAUGACUUAGAUAUGAUUUUUUUAAGAUUAUAUGACUAUUUAUUAUUAUUACUGUAGUUGUCGAUAUUAUUAUUAUCACUUGUUUUUGCUUUAUUAUUAUUAUUGAUGUAUUAUUGCUCCUAGUACAGUGGUC